This is a messenger RNA of Triplophysa dalaica, 2218 nucleotides long. It is a transcript of the gene pigs, whose product is annotated as phosphatidylinositol glycan anchor biosynthesis, class S. The record is from RefSeq and is a predicted model, not a curated record. Lineage: Eukaryota; Metazoa; Chordata; Actinopteri; Cypriniformes; Nemacheilidae. Gene Ontology annotation, biological process: attachment of GPI anchor to protein. The transcript has 12 exons. Gene Ontology annotation, cellular component: GPI-anchor transamidase complex. Bases 25 to 1710 code for a protein of 561 amino acids.
AUGCGGUAGUAUUGUCAAACAGCAAUGGCAGCCCUGCAGCUAGAAAAGCAGCGAGGCCGAUAUGCUGCCCUCGCCAUCGCUGCAGUGGUGAUAGUGGUGGGGAUCCCUUUAUGGUGGAAGACAACGCAGACGUACCGCGCCUGGCUGCCGUUUUCUGAGAUCAGCGAGCUCGCCACGCUACGGCUCCAGCUAAGUGUUGAUAUAGAGGUGAUCUUCUCUCGGGGCACACUGACCCCAGAACAGCAGAAAAAGGUUCCACUUAGCCAUGUUAAAGAAAAAGAGCAUGAAGUGGAUGGUAAAACAGGUUUGCGGUACAAAUUUGAAACCAAAUACCGCAUUGCCACUAUAAUGGAGGAAGAUGCCUUGAAUCAGCCCAGUGCGGCAGAGGCGGAUCUUUCUCUACAUAUGCUCACAGAAAGUGCAUGUGGAUCCGUGGUUGUGUAUGUGAUCCCGGAGUCCUCCACCUUAUUGCCACAAGACGUGAAAGUAUAUGUUGGGCGACGGCGCACUGCACUGCUUCGUUCCACUACCAUUAGAAGUUCGUGGACUUUAAAGGAGGCCCUUUCUAGUCUGGAUCCACAAGUGGAGCAGAUAGUGAACACCAUGUCCUUCAGUCACCAGGAUAUUAUAGCUGCUUUGAGUGACCGUGUCCGCUUAGCCAAAGUGACUAAGGAGAGUAUGGCAGAUAGCAUGAGGGCCAUUAAAUCCAGUCCGGGCUAUGAGAUCACAUUCAGCCUGCUCAACCCAGACCCAAAGUCACACAAUGUUCAAUGGAAUAUCGAGGGUGCCGUUCAUAGCUACAUUCAACCUCUGCUGAAUAAACUUGCUCCCAUAGCCAACUUUUCUGUUGACUCGCAGAUUCUCUAUUUUGCUGUUCUGGGUGUUAACCCUCGAUUUGACAACAAUGUUUCUGCAUACACACUGAGUGCAGACAGUCUGUCACAUGUCAUUAACCCUGUGGAGGCCAGACUAGGUUCUAAUGCAGCUUCCUCUAACCCCGUAUUGAACUUCCUGCUGUAUGUGCCAGAUGCCCACCAUUCUCCUCUCUUCAUCAAAGACCGCAGCAAACGGGAGGCGCCCUCCAAUGCUUUUCACAGCCCCCGCUGGGGUGGGAUCAUGGUGUACAAUGUGAAUGACAUGUAUGGACCUGAAGCUCAACUUCCUGUAGACAUAAAUAUUAAUAUGGCUAAAGUAAUGGGUGUAUUCUUGGCACAAUUACGACUUAUGUUGGGUGUGCAGCACACGCCUCCCCCUCCAGGUUUCAUGCUCCAGAGUCCAGGCAGUGCUGGAUUGGCUGAUUGGGAGCUGGACCGACUCCUUUGGAGCCGCAGCGUUGAGAACAUAGCCACCGCCAGCACCACCAUCACCUCUCUUGCUCAGCUGCUCGACCAGAUUGGUAACAUUGUCAUCAAUGAUAAUAUCGCUCAGCAGGUCUCCAAUGCAGUGACCUCACUACAGUCUGCUGUCGCCGAGUUGGAGGCUGGGAACUUGGCGUUUGCACUCCAGUACAGCAGGGAAGCCAUUUUGGCCUCAGAGAGGGCCUUUUUCAACCCAUCACUUUUGCAUCUUCUCUAUUUUCCAGAUGAUCAGAAGUUUGCCAUCUACAUUCCUCUUUUCUUACCCAUGUGUGUACCUAUUGUACUCUCGUUGCUGAAAAUUGGGAAAGAAACUAAGCGGAUGCGAGCAGAAAAGCAAACCAAAAAUGACUGAGAAGAGGGUGCAUGCACACAGACAGCUGCACUUGCAAGAGUGAUGUGGUUUUACAAAUUCUUUAAAAGACAGCAUGUGUACAUUUUAUAUUUAUUAUGUCGGGGUGUAGCAGAGUCAUCAAAUUAGAAAAAUAUUGUGAUGCUACAUUGAAGUGUGUCAUGGUGUGAAUUCUGGGAUGCUGCUUCGGUUUUACCAGAGCUAUGCUGAAAUAUUUGAAUGAAAUGAAAAAUUAUUCUGUUUGCAGUCUGUAACACUGGAUAUUUCUGUUUUAUUAUUAUAUUUUUUAUUCAUUUUGAGUAAUGUUGUUAUCAAAGCCAUAACCCAAAAUAAAUUUCUACCUAAAAAAUUAUCAAAAUAACCAGAAAUGUUUUUUUUAAUUAGCUUAUUUACAUUUUUCUUUAUUGUUAAUAUAUAUUUUUUAUAGCAGCCUGUGUUAUUUACUACAUUAUGCAAAUUUUGUAGUACGAGGUAGUGUCAUACAUUUUUGUCCAAGAAUCCCACAGUUUGA